AUGGCUUCACAACAUACUACCGAGGUUCCCAGUGGUUCUUGGGACAACCACAUCCACGUCUUCGACCCCUCCAAGCAUCCUUACUCCCCGAACAGAUCCUACACGCCAGGUGCUGCUCCAUUAGCAGAUUAUCCCAAGAAUGCCACUGGCUGCAGCAACAUCGUGGUUGUUCAGGCCACCGUCCAAGGCACCGACCCGGCACCCCUGCUCGAUACGCUGAGCCUAAAGUCGCCGCAUGGAGGUGUCCUGCGCGGCCUUGCCGUACUUGACUUGGAGAAUGUAUCUGACGGCGAGCUUGAUCGCUUGCAUGCUGCUGGUGUGCGAGGUGUCCGCAUGCACGAGGUAUCGUGGGGUUUCGGAGACCAGCCCAGCGAUAAUGCCGUGGCUGAGAAGAUCGCAUACGCCGCCCAACGUCUCAACCGGCUGGGGUGGGUUAUUGAUCUUUACAUGCAUCCAAAGGCCUGGGCCGCUCUUGCACCAACAAUAGAAGCCUUGCCGCCAUCUACUAAAGUCGUUGCGGAUCACUGGGCAGGUUUCCACUCGGGAGGUGAAGAAAGCCCUGAGUUCCAGGUCUUCCUGGGCCUCUUACGUCGGCAGCGAGUCUACGUUAAGCUGUCCGCGUUUGAGCGCCAAUAUCACGGCAACGAUAUGGGCAUCUCGUCUCUGGACAACAUGGCUAGAGCUAUAACCGAGGCUGGACCCAACCGGAUCCUGUUCGGUUCGGAUUGGCCCAACACUGCUCUGGCGUCGGAUCGCGAGGGCCGUACACGAGAGGAAAGACUAACCAUCGUUGAGGAUUUUAGAAAGGUUCCUCAUGCGGAGCAUGUGGCGCGUUUGCGUGAAUGGAUCCCGGAUGAAGUUGUUUGGAGAAAAUUCUGGAUUGAUAACCCAGCCGCGCUGUUUGAAUGA
Clonostachys byssicola is the source of this 909-nucleotide messenger RNA. Lineage: Eukaryota; Fungi; Ascomycota; Sordariomycetes; Hypocreales; Bionectriaceae. The record is from the annotation of a GenBank genome assembly.